UAUUUUGUACUAUUGAUUUCCCACUGCUAUAGUCUGAUCUGGAUUUUGUCCCCUACUCUUCGUAGCCAUUGAUUCAUUGGGAUUGAGGCGUACUGAGGUCACUUCCUCCGGGUCCUCGGUUGCGAUGGAGGCCUGAACGGUGAUGUUUGCCGGCCGCAGCCUGAGGUUCCUGGGGCGGACGCGGCGCUGUGGCCUCGGCCUUGCCUUAGGCCAUGGUCCCGGCACCGCGCUCCGCUCCCCCGCCAACCCGCUCCGCUUCGCGAGCGAUAGCGGCGCCAAGCCGCCGGACACGACGCUGUUCGUACCACUGCCGGCCAGGUUCAGCGCGGGGCCCGAGGGCAACGUGGGAGCGGAGCUGAGCCAGAGCCUGAAUAAGAAUGAGGCUCUUAAGGUCUUGAAUAAAUUUUACAAAAGAAAAGAGAUGCAGCGGUUGGGAAAUGAAAAUGGCUUGGAUGCUCGCCUUUUCCACCAGGCCUUCAUUAGUUUUCGGAAGUACGUGAUGGAAGUUGAUUCCUUGAGUGUGGAUUUGCACAUUAUUCUUAAUGAUAUCUGCUGUGGUGCAGGUCAUGUUGACGAUCUCUUUCCAUAUUUCAUGAGACAUGCCAAACAGAUUUUCCCAAUGUUGGACUGUAUGGAGGAUCUGCGUAAAAUUAGUGAUCUGCGAUUACCAGCCAAUUGGUAUCCAGAGGCCAGAGCAAUUCAGAGAAAAAUAAUUUUUCAUGCUGGGCCGACAAACAGUGGAAAAACACACAAGGCCAUCCAGAGCUUCUUAGCAGCCAAAUCAGGAGUUUAUUGUGGUCCUUUGAAACUGCUCGCACAUGAAAUAUAUCAAAAGACCAAUGAUGCUGGCGUGCCAUGCGACUUGGUGACUGGGGAAGAGCGUACUUUUGCUGAUCCAGAAGGGAAGCAGUCGAGUCAUGUCGCCUGUACCAUUGAAAUGUGCAGUGUAACAAUGCCAUAUGAAAUUGCUGUAAUUGAUGAAAUCCAGAUGAUCAGAGAUCCUUCCAGAGGUUGGGCGUGGACUAGGGCACUAUUAGGGCUUUGUGCAGAAGAAAUCCAUAUCUGUGGAGAAGCUGCAGCUAUUAACUUAGUGAUGGAGCUGAUGUAUGACACAGGAGAAGAAGUGGAGGUUAAAACUUAUGAACGGCUGACUCCGUUGACUGUUUUGGACUCUGCUCUGCAGUCUCUUGAUAACCUCCGCCCUGGUGACUGUAUUGUGUGCUUCAGUAAAACUGACAUCUAUGCUUUGAGUCGUCAGAUUGAGGCUCGAGGACUGGAAUGUGCAGUAAUCUAUGGCAGUCUUCCACCAGGAACAAAGUUGGCUCAAGCAAAGAAAUUUAAUGAUCCAGACGAUCCCUGUAAGAUCAUGGUUGCUACUGAUGCCAUUGGAAUGGGCUUGAACUUGAGUAUAAAACGGAUUAUCUUCAAUUCCCUCACGAAGCCAAAUAUAAAUGAAAAGGGAGAGAAGGAGAUGGACAGGAUAACCACCUCCCAGGCUUUGCAGAUUGCUGGAAGAGCUGGCAGGUUCUCCACAGCGUUUAAAGAGGGAGAAGUUACCACAAUGAAUCGCGAUGACCUUCCUGUGCUAAAAGAGAUUCUGAGUCGGCCUGUUGAUUCCAUUGAGAUAGCUGGAUUGCACCCCACAGCAGAUCAGAUUGAGAUGUUUGCAUAUCAGCUCCCAGAGGCCACCCUAUCAAAUCUGAUUGAUAUAUUUGUGAACCUCUCUCAGGUAGAUGGACUCUAUUUUGUGUGCAAUAUUGAUGACUUCAAGUUCCUGGCUGAUAUGAUUCAACACAUUCCACUGAAUCUCCGUGUGCGAUACGUUUUCUGUACUGCACCAAUCAACAAGAGGCAGCCCUUUGUCUGCACAUCUUUCCUGAAGUUCGCACGACAGUUCAGUAGGAAUGAGCCGCUGACAUUUGACUGGUUGUGCCGGCACAUUCACUGGCCAUUGACGCCGCCACAAAAUAUCAAAGACCUUGUACAUCUGGAGGCAGUGCACGAUGUGUUGGAUCUCUACCUUUGGUUAAGUUAUCGGUUCAUGGAUAUGUUCCCAGAUGUGAAUUUUGUCCGGGAUAUUCAGGCUGAACUAGACACUAUCAUACAGAUUGGAGUAAAGAACAUCACCCGUCUGAUCCGGGCAUCCGAUUCAGUUUCUAUUACUGCUGCUGUGGGGCCUGAUGGUUCUAAUCAUGGAGGAGUACGGGAAAAACGUAGAAUAAAUAUGGAUAAUGUCAGUAUAUCCCGGCGGCUACGGGGGUCCAAAGCACUAGGCUACAGACCCAUGACUUCUGAAACAGAUGCACCUGUGCGAGCUGGUGACUCCUUGAGUGAAAGGCUGGUCCAGGAAGGACACCUUACAGCUGAAUUACUGCAGCAGCUUCAAGAGGAAUGGUUAGCAAGUCAUGGCUAUGGUGUCCAAGGUCGUAGAGACACUGCUGCGCAAGUUGCGAAUAAAGCAACUCACAAAGGAUCGAGGAAGAAGAAAUAAAUUCAGUAUAUUUAUUUGACUCUGAAGUUUUUUGCUACCAGUAUAAACAAUAAAGAAGUGAUUGAGCUACA
Messenger RNA from Hypanus sabinus (Atlantic stingray), 2562 nucleotides. It is a transcript of the gene supv3l1, whose product is annotated as SUV3-like helicase. The record is from RefSeq and is a predicted model, not a curated record. Gene Ontology annotation, biological process: mitochondrial RNA 3'-end processing; RNA catabolic process. Gene Ontology annotation, cellular component: mitochondrial degradosome. Gene Ontology annotation, molecular function: hydrolase activity, acting on acid anhydrides; RNA helicase activity; ATP binding. The coding region runs from base 143 to 2491 and encodes 782 amino acids. NCBI's taxonomy places the organism in Eukaryota, Metazoa, Chordata, Chondrichthyes, Myliobatiformes, Dasyatidae. The transcript has 15 exons.